This is a messenger RNA of Xenopus tropicalis (tropical clawed frog), 384 nucleotides long. RefSeq names its product lysine-specific demethylase 5A-like. The coding region runs from base 23 to 325 and encodes 100 amino acids. NCBI's taxonomy places the organism in Eukaryota, Metazoa, Chordata, Amphibia, Anura, Pipidae. The record is from RefSeq and is a predicted model, not a curated record. The transcript is spliced from 3 exons.
CGAUUGCUGAAAAGACAGGGAUAUGCAAAUCCAACCUCCCAAGGACUGGCAGCCGCCCUUUGCCUGCGAUGUCAAAAGCUUCUGCUUCACCCCUCGGGUACAGCGCCUCAACGAACUAGAGGCAAUGACCCGUGUCAAACUCGACUUCUUGGAUCAGCUGGGAAAUUUUGGGAGCUGCAAGGGUCCGCGCUCAGAAUUCCAGUGGUGGAUGGCAAGCUGUUGGAUGUGUAUUGCACUGAGCAAGGUGGGCGUGCAGGGACAGGUGGUUCUGCAGAUAAACAACAUACGCAUUAGCAUCUUGCAGUGUCUUCUGCGCCAGGAUUAAAUGGUUUACUGUAAUUAAAAUAACUGCAGGAAGUUUAUAUAAUUACACCUUUCUAAAAG